Molecule: messenger RNA, 831 nt
Organism: Centrocercus urophasianus (Greater sage-grouse)
Lineage: Eukaryota; Metazoa; Chordata; Aves; Galliformes; Phasianidae
Product: coiled-coil domain-containing protein 81-like
Exons: 6
Coding region: 217-831 (204 amino acids)
Cellular component (GO): centrosome
Source: RefSeq, a predicted model, not a curated record
UCCCCUUGGGGCUCUGAAUAAGGCUGACAUCGGAGGAAAGCCCAGCUCCGUAGCCAUGGUGGUGUUUUUCUGCAUGUGCCUGUAUCGAUCGCUGUCUGUGUGAGGAGCUUGCCAAGAGGUUGUGAAGAGGCUGGCCUGGAGCCUUACUUGUCUUUUCUUUCCUUUGCAGAGAUUGUGGCGGUCUGGGACGCUGUGUCUCAGUACAUCCUGGAACAGAUGAAGCUGGACAAGGGAGUCCUGGUUCCGGGACUUGGGUUCUUUGCUGGGGUCCAAGAGCAAUUCCACAGCAAAGAAGAGGGGCUUUCAGUCCGAAGACCCGUCUUCGAACUGAACAUCGGGGCGCUGUGGCUGCCAGACCUCCAGUCUCCCAACGACAUCAUCCCUAACGAUGUCAAGAUUGAGCCGCUCAACUACCAGCAGCUCUCGCGAGCCUCCAGCGUCCCACUGCACUUGGUGCCGCGCUGCAUGCGGGAGAGUGUGCUCCUGUACUGUCACCUCCUGAGGAACAAGACGCCCGUCCCGUUCGUGUUCAAGAACCUCGGCGUUAUGACCUGCCAGGACAACUUCCUCUGCAUGAGGUUCUUCUGCAGCUGCGUUGAAACACUGGAAAGCAAUGACACCGUCCUUGCACUGAUGCACACCAGACUCUGGAUGGAAGAUCCUGCUGACUUCGGGCCAGAGACCGCCGCCCGUGGGAUCCGCGUGUUCCCGAAGUUUCAGCUCACUGUGGAAAAGAGCAGAGCAGAGGCUGCUGCAGACAAGAAAUCCACAAUAGAGCGGAAGAUGAGUAGAGAUCCAGGUUCACGUGCCAUGCCCGUGGGGCUGCUCUGA